CCUUCUCAGUUCAAACAAAACUUAGGAUUUCAAUUCUCUUAUUUGUUUUAAUCUAAAAACCCAAAACUUAUAACAAAACCCUAAAAAGACUAUAAACAAAGCGUUAAAGAGUAGUUCAUACAGAAGACGAAUCAGAGAAAUCGACCAAAAUCUCCAUCAUCAAUGGCGGAUCCAGGUCCUGCCAGUUUCUCAACGAGAGCCAAUGCCUUACUUAGGAAAAAUUUAACCUAUCAGAAACGGAAUCUAUGGAGCAAUGUUCGGCUUAUCAUGAUCCCUUUCUACCUCUGCAUAUUUCUAGUCUUGAUACAGCUUCUGUUCGAUACUAAAGUUAACAACUCUGCUGAUAACAGAUGUGGUUGUGAUUUGGUUGACACCAAUGGAGAUGGUAUACGCGAAAAGGUUUGCGGUAUUCAGUACUCUUCUGCGGAUCAAGGCUUCUUUUGUUCCAUUCCAAGUCCUCCGCUGUGGCCUCCCUUGUUACAAAUACCGCGCCCUGAGAGCCGUGAUGUGAGAGAUCUUAAUGAUGAUUCUUGUAGACGAACUGGGACUUGUCCUGUUACUAUCCUGUUUACUGGAAAUAACCGUUCUCUUGGAGGAACUGUAUCUGGGAAUCUGCUCACUACUUCUAUACCCGCAAACUCCUCUGACCUCUUGCGUGCUUUAGCUAAUAAUGUCCUGGGUACAACAGCUGAGCCAGAUUUCACAAAUUAUCUUGAUACAGGGAUUGCUUCAAAUCUUUCCAUUUACAGUAUCCAACCUCGGUGCAUUCUCAAUGCUUCUUUGCCGUUCUCAUUUGGACAACCACCUCUCAAUUUUACCAAAGAGUUGAGAUGUGUACAAGGAUUAAAUCUCUGGAGAAAUAUCUCCAGAGAGGUCAAUGAUGAUAUUUUCAAGGGCUAUCGGAAAGGAAACCCUGAGGGAAAGAUAAACGAGAUCGCUGCAGCAUAUGAUCUCUUGAACACGGAUAGGAACAACUUCAAUGUGCACAUAUGGUAUAAUUCAACGUACAAGGAGGAUGGAGGAAGUAGACUAAUAAAGCUGGUCCGAGUUCCCCGCUCAGUCAAUUUGGUUUCAAAUGCGUACCUCCAAUUUCUACUAGGCCCUGGGACAAAGAUGUUGUUUGAAUAUGCCAAAGAAAUGCCUAAACCCGAAACAAGUCUUCGUCUAGACAUAGCGUCUCUAAUUGGUCCCCUUUUCUUCACAUGGGUUAUUCUUCUUCUGUUCCCUGUGAUCUUGUCGUCAUUAGUGUAUGAGAAGCAACAACAUCUAAGGAUUAUAAUGAAAAUGCAUGGGUUAGGAGAUGGUCCAUAUUGGAUGAUUUCAUAUGCUUACUUUCUUACCAUAUCCGUGUUAUACGUUAUAUGUCUGAUGAUAUUCGGGUCAGCAAUAGGACUGAAGUUCUUCCGGCUUAAUGACUACAGCAUCCAGUUCGCAUUCUAUUUUAUCUAUGUAAAUCUGCAAAUCGCCCUUGCCUUUCUAGUUUCCUCACUAUUUACAAAGGUCAAGACAGCAACAGUUGCUGCUUACAUAUACGUGUUUGGAUCUGGACUUUUGGGAAUAUUUCUUCUCAGCUUUCUGAUUGAAGAUUCAUCAUUUCCUAGAGGCUGGAUUAUUGUCAUGGAGUUAUUUCCCGGCUUCUCCAUAUACCGUGGGCUGUAUGAGUUUGCACAAUUUGCUUUCCGGGGAAAUUUGAGAGGGCAAGAUGGGAUGAAGUGGAAAGAUUUCAGUGAUAGUGCUAUGGAUGAAGUUUUCUACAUCAUUAUCGUUGAGUGGUUUCUCGCGCUCAUUGCAGCAUACUAUAUCGAUAAGAUUUCUUCAUCCGGAAAAGACCCGUUGUUCUUCUUGCAAAACCCUUUCAAGAAAUCUCCUUUGAGAAGGCCUAGUUUGCAGAGGCAAGGCUCCAAAGUCUCCGUUGAGAUGGAGAAACCGGAUGUUACUCAAGAGAGAGAAAAAGUGGAGAAGUUGAUGCUUCAGUCGAGCUUAAGCCAUGCGAUUGUAUGUGACGACCUGAAGAAGGUGUAUCCUGGUAGGGAUGGGAACCCGCCUAAAUUGGCAGUCCGGGGGUUAUCUCUCGCUGUGCCUUCAGGUGAAUGCUUUGGCAUGUUAGGACCCAAUGGUGCAGGCAAGACCUCCUUCAUCAAUAUGAUGACUGGGCUCCUGAAACCAACAUCUGGGACAGCUCUUGUUCAGGGUUUGGAUAUAUGCAAUGAUAUGGAAAGAGUGUACACUAGCAUGGGUGUAUGUCCGCAGCACGACUUGCUCUGGGAAACACUGACAGGAAGGGAACAUCUGCUGUUUUAUGGAAGACUUAAGAAUCUCAAAGGCUCUGAUCUCGACCAAGCUGUGGAAGAAUCUCUAAAGGGUGUCAACCUUUUCCAUGGAGGAGUUGCCGACAAACCUGCUGGGAAAUACAGCGGAGGUAUGAAGAGGCGGCUGAGCGUAGCCAUUUCACUUAUCGGGAAUCCUAAGGUGGUUUAUAUGGAUGAGCCAAGCACAGGACUUGAUCCAGCCUCGAGAAAGAACCUAUGGACUGUCAUCAAGCGUGCGAAACAAAACACCGCAAUAAUCCUCACAACACACUCAAUGGAAGAAGCAGAAUUUCUAUGUGACCGAUUGGGUAUUUUCGUGGACGGGGGCUUGCAAUGCAUUGGCAACCCUAAAGAACUGAAGGGAAGGUACGGUGGAUCUUAUGUGUUAACGAUGACGACAUCUUCAGAACACGAGCAAAAAGUGGAGAAGCUGAUUCAAGACGUCUCCCCAAACGCCAAGAAGAUAUAUCACAUCGCAGGAACUCAGAAGUUUGAGCUCCCAAAGGAGGAGGUUCGGAUCUCAGAGGUGUUCCAGGCUGUAGAGAAGGCGAAGAGCAACUUCACGGUUUUCGCUUGGGGACUCGCAGACACAACUCUUGAAGAUGUCUUUAUCAAAGUUGCUAGAACCGGUCAGGCUUUUAAUGUCUUUUCUUGACCCUCUUAGAUUUAUGUGUCAAUUAUGUCAAAUUGCUACUACAGAUUACAUGUAUAUUACUGAAAAAUAUUAUACAAAGUUCAUAAAUUUUUCAAUGAGAUUAUACAUUUAUACUUGUAACCA
This is a messenger RNA of Capsella rubella, 3087 nucleotides long. RefSeq names its product ABC transporter A family member 7. Gene Ontology annotation, molecular function: lipid carrier activity; ATP hydrolysis activity; ATP binding. Gene Ontology annotation, cellular component: membrane; intracellular membrane-bounded organelle. The record is from RefSeq and is a predicted model, not a curated record. The transcript is spliced from 16 exons. Bases 163 to 2964 code for a protein of 933 amino acids. NCBI's taxonomy places the organism in Eukaryota, Viridiplantae, Streptophyta, Magnoliopsida, Brassicales, Brassicaceae. Gene Ontology annotation, biological process: lipid transport; transmembrane transport.